Messenger RNA from Cuscuta campestris, 2437 nucleotides. The record is from the annotation of a GenBank genome assembly. Lineage: Eukaryota; Viridiplantae; Streptophyta; Magnoliopsida; Solanales; Convolvulaceae.
CUCUCCUUCACACUUCAUCUCUCGUUAGUCGAAGUUACCUGUGUGUGUUUUUGCCUAGUUCAUUAGUUUUUUUUAGUCAAUCAAUCUCAGUUGUGAUUUUUAAUGCUUUAGUAUAUUUUUGAGCCAUGUUAUUAAUGUACCAUGUUCUUGAUGGAGCUUGGUGUAAUUCUGUGAACCAUGUUUAGAAUUGUCUAUAUUCUCUGGGCUUACUCUAUGCUGGGUUGGGGACUUGGGGGAGCAACACUUCAUGGUAUCCCAUUAUUCAAAAAAAAUUACUCCGUACCACAUAAGUUAUUUGACUAGUGUUUUUCCUUUGAAAUUGCAUGAAUGAAGUUGUGCACUGGUGCACAUAAUUAUAAUAUGUUAAUUGAAAAGGCAUAAUCGGUUCCGGACUUCCUGGUUUCAUUGAUUUUCAGUAUAUUCGAUUACGGGUCUUAUCGAUUUCGAUUAUUAUCGGUGUUGGGUCUAAGUCAGGCUUCGAUCAUUUCGGAUAUUCGAUUAAAGAUGAGAUCUUUAGUUUUAGAUCAUUCCGGUUUCACUUUCAUAUCAUUCAAUCUAGGUUAUUAGUCUCGGUUUUGUUUUGCCACUUUUUCAAGGUCUAACCAACCAUCCUUGUAAAUAGACCAAGUCUUGUACGCCCAAAUUAAUAUUACAACUGUUGCUCUCUCUCUCUCUCUAUCUCUAUCUCUUUCCGUUUUCUCUUUAGAUCAUAACUUACAUACAUGCUCCUAACUCUCAAUCAUUUUAUGUUUGUGCUUUUGUGAUUGUACCAUAGAUGCAAAUUGACAACGUUGUCAGCGCUUUUAAGUAACACAUUAAUGUCUAUUUUACUGAAUAUAUAUGUUAAAUUGCGUGCGAUUUGCAAACUAGUAUUACAAACCACUGCAAUUUGUGUUGGAUGCUUAGGGUCUCAAUGUCAUGAAGUUGGAUUUGUUGGUAUAUUGCUAAUUUCUUAGGGCCUCUUAUAUAUACGGUUGAUUCAUGUGUUCAUUGUGCUAAUAUGAUUGACAUUUAUUUGAUAGCAUGGCACGACAGCUUUUGGCUUCGUGUACAUGGAUGCAGAUGACAUGGAGUUAAAGGUAAUCAUGGCGUCUGAUGGUCAAAUUGAUGAUAAAGAUUUCAUAGUUAGUGAUAAUUUCAAAAAGUAUUACCAAGAUGGUAAUGUGGUAGUUAUGAUUGCUAGCAACGAUCAAGAUUGCAAGGGCGCUAUACAGAACAUUCUCAAGAAACAUAAGGUUCUUCCGCAAAACUUUGUGGGUCUUGUUAAUGUGUUCAGUGAUGCGAUGGAGCCUUCUCGUUGCAUCUUUUAUCAUAGGAGUUCUUGAUUCAAUUCGUCCGUAUGUAAUUGCAAUGCAUUCUAUGCUUAAAAUGGAUCAUACUACAUCGGACAUUGUGGGAGGAGCUGGAUUGGGUUGUGACCACGCACUUAAGGCCUUAGAGUAUCGGUCGUCAAGGGCUGUCAAAAAGUAUGUGGUGCGUAAACAGCAAUUUGGCUCAGAUCCCACAAACCCCAUGGAGGAGAUACCAAUUGUGAGUGCUUCUCAAGCACUCAAAUGGGUGCACGAGGCAAUGGUUUAUGCAGCUGACCUUGAUAACAACAAGAUGGGUGGAAGUUUUUAUGAUGUGUUUUGUGGAGAGCUAGUUGAUGGGAGGGCAUCUUGGGAGCACCAAAGGUUUGAUUUUGAAGAAAUGAAAUGCUCUUUCCCGGAAUGUUAUUUUGAUUAUCUAGCAACAGAUGGAGCCUGAUAAUUUGGAAGUGCAGAGUCAGAGUAUUAUGUACUACUCCUUCCGUCUCUAAAUGUUUAGAGUUUACUACAUUUUUCCAAGCCAUAGGUUGCUGCCGCAAGAGUAGUAAUGCGUCCAAGUACGUCACUGAUAGAGGAACUCCCAAGUAACAAAAAUCUUUGAGAUACAACAAUACCACAAUCCUUGAUAUACAGAAACACCACAAUCAUGUUCACUUGAAGUCAUAUUAGAGAUGAUGAUGACUGACAGGAUGCUACAACUCACUCAAAAUGGCUAAUGUACUGAAAUUGCUACAGAACAUGUUUUGUCAAAAAAUAAUACCAACAAAGGUUACAACAUUAACAACGCAUGAGAACUAACAUUCUCUAGCGGACUCACUAAGUCUAAAUGGGCACUUUGAUUGGAUUGCAUGCUGUAAGAGUUUACCAAAAGUGCCAAGACAUCAGAGAGGAGAUCACCUUCAUUGACAAACAUGACAAAGGGGUAGUUUCAUUCUUUUAAAUUGUUUGCUUCAAGGAGGUAGAACCAUUCAUUACAACUUUUAUGACUCUUAAAAAUGAAGCCGUGAUUUUAGAAGUAGGGAUCCUUUUUGUUGUAGUGAAAAUGAUGAUGAUGAUUUGUAAAGGGAUUUAUAUUGAAAAUGUUAUUUGGAAUGAUUGUUCUUUGAUAAAAUUAAAACUGAGAGCCAAUA